Molecule: messenger RNA, 405 nt
Organism: Schistosoma turkestanicum
Lineage: Eukaryota; Metazoa; Platyhelminthes; Trematoda; Strigeidida; Schistosomatidae
Source: the annotation of a GenBank genome assembly
AUGAUUAAAAAAACAUUGAACAAUGAAAAUUUCGAAAAUGCCAUUGAUGAUGAUUACGAGCCAAUCAUUAUUACUCCUAGUCGAAAAGAAAUUAAACGAGAAUGGGAUCAUCUUUAUCAAAUUAACAAUUGGGGAAAUGAUUUUACAGAUGAUGAAUAUGAAGUGAAAAAUAUGCAUUAUUUAGAGCAUGAUUCUAAAACUACAAAUUCUCAUCAUUCUGACUGUUCAUCAAAACGUCAUUCAACAUUGGAAAAAAUUCUUUUACGUCAAGAAGAAGCUAAAGCACGUCGUGAACUGCGUCAAAAAGAAUUGGAAUCACGUCGUCUACGUGAAGCGAAUGAUCGUCAAAUGAAAGCACAAAUUUUAUACAAAGCAAAACAAGUAGAUAUGAUUUUUCUACCGUAA